UCGACGCGCGCGCGAGACAUCGGAGGUCGCCGGCGCCGGCGACGACGACCGAAGACGAUCAGAUAAUGCCGACCACCAAGUGCGCCGUCCCGCUGGUGAGCGGCGCCGCCGGCGGCGGGGGAUCGGCGGAGCUGACGCGUCAGCUGUCGUCGACGCAGGCGAGCCCGCGGUUCAGCUUCUCGAGCGGCGUGCUGCCGUCGCUGGGCUCCAGGGGCGGCGGCGAGCGCCACGCCCGGCUCCGGCGGUUCAUCGUGUCCCCCUACGACCGCCGCUACGAGCUGUGGAACAACUACCUCAUCCUCCUCGUCGUCUACUCCGCGUGGGUGACCCCCUUCGAGUUCGGCUUCGUCCCGGAGCCCGCCGGCGCGCUCGCCGCCGCCGACAACGCCGUCAACGCCUUCUUCGCCGUCGACAUCGUGCUCACCUUCUUCGUCGCCUACACCGACCCCAAGACGUUCCUCCUCCAAGACGACCCCCGCAAGAUCGCGCUCCGCUACAUUACCACCUGGUUCGUCCUCGACGUCGUCGCCACCAUCCCCACCGAGCUCGCCCGCCGCAUCCUCCCACCGGACCUCCGCUCCUACGGCUUCUUCGGCAUCCUCCGCCUCUGGCGUCUCCACCGCGUCGGCAUCCUCUUUGCUCGUCUCGAGAAGGACAGGAAGUUCAGCUACUUCUGGGUUCGAUGCGUGAAGCUCGUUUGCGUGACGCUGUUCGCGGUGCACUGCUCGGCUUGCUUCUACUACCUCCUCGCCGACAGGUACCCUGACCCGACGAACACCUGGAUCAGCGCCUACAUGCCCAACUUCCACAAGGCCAGCAUCUGGAGCCGCUACGUCGCCUCCAUGUACUGGUCCAUCACCACCCUCUCCACCGUCGGCUACGGCGACAUGCACGCCGAGAACACCGGCGAGAUGGUCUUCACCACCACCUACAUGCUCUUCAACCUCGGCCUCACCGCCUACAUCAUCGGCAACAUGACCAACCUCGUCGUUCACGGCACCAGCCGCACCAGGAAAUUCAGGGACAUGAUCCAAGCGGCGACGAGCUUCGCGCAGCGGCAUCAGCUGCCGGCGAGGCUGCAGGAGCAGAUGGUGUCACAUCUGAGCCUCAAGUUCAGGACGAAUUCAGAAGGGCUCCAUCAGCAGGAGACAUUCGAGGCGUUGCCCAAGGCCAUCAAGUCAAGCAUCUCACACCAUCUCUUCUUUGGCCUUGUCCAGAAUGUCUACCUCUUCGAGGGUGUCUCAAACGAUCUCAUCUUUCAGCUGGUUUCAGAGAUGAAUGCUGAGUACUUUGCGCCGCGAGAGGAUAUCAUACUGCAGAAUGAAGCGCCUGCGGAUUUCUACAUCAUAGUCUCUGGUAGUAUGGAGUUGAUAGAGCUUCAUAAUGGUAUAGAGCAGGCAACAGGGAUGGCCAAGUCAGGAGAUGUCGUCGGCGAGAUCGGGGUCCUGUGCUACAGGCCUCAGCUCUUCACAGCAAGAACAAGAUCACUGUGCCAGCUUCUUCGCUUGGACCGGGCCGCAUUCCUCAGGAUCAUCCAGUCCAACAUUGCAGAUGGGACAAUUGUCAUGAACAAUCUUAUUCAGUAUCUGAGAGAGAAGAAAGAAAUUGCCUCCAUUGUUGCUGUCGCAAAGGAGAUCGAUGACAUGUUGGCCAGGGGCCAAAUGGAUUUCCCAAUCACACUCUGCUUUGCAGCUUCCAAAGGGGAUAGCUUCUUGUUGCAUCAGCUUCUGAAGCGUGGAUUAGACCCUAAUGAAUCUGAUCAUUAUGGCCGCACAGCUCUGCAUAUAGCAGCUUCUAAUGGGAAUGAGCAGUGUGUCAGGCUUCUGUUGGAGAAUGGAGCUGAUUCAAAUUCGAGAGAUCCAGAAGGGAGAGUGCCACUGUGGGAGGCGCUGUGCAGGAGGCACCAGACCGUGGUGCAGCUGCUGGUGGACGCCGGCGCCGACCUGUCCGGCGGCGACGCGGCGCCGUACGCGCGCGUCGCCGUCGAGCAGAACGACGCCGCGCUGCUCGGGGAGAUCGUCCGGCACGGCGGGGACGUGUCCGGCGCGUGCUCCGGCGACGGCACCACCGCGCUGCACCGCGCCGUCCUCGACGGCAACGUGCAGAUGGCGAGGCUCCUGCUCGAGCACGGCGCCGACGCCGACGCCGAGGACGUCAACGGCCUCACCCCUCGCGCCGUCGCCGAGCAGGGCGGCCACGCCGACAUGCAGCUCGCGUUCGCGUCGGCGACGCGCCACGAGCCGCGCAAGGCUCGGCCGCCACCGCCGGCGUCGGCGAUCGUGCCGGUGCCGCUCCGCGACGGCGUGGACUCCUCGCCGUCGUCGUCGUCUCGGCGAGGGCGCACGUCCUCCACCUCCGCCGCCUCCGCGCGCAGCACGCCGCAGCGGAUGGCCAACUUCCGCAACUCCCUCUUCGGCGUCAUCUCCUCGUCACACGCGUUCCAUCACGAAGGCGGAUACAGGGGCGGCGGCGGAGGCGGCGGCGCCGCCGCCGAGAGGGAGAGGUCGUCGAGCUCGCCGCCGCUGGUGAGGGUGGCCAUCUCCUGCCCGGAGUCGCGAGGCGGGAAGGAUCACAGCAGCAAGCUGGUGUUCAUGCCGGAGACGCUGCGUGGUCUCCUCGAGCUCGGCGCGGCGAGGUUCGGGGUGUCGCCGACGAGGGUGGUGACGAGCGGCGGCGCCGACGUCGACGACGCGCGGCUCGUCAGGGACGGCGACCACCUCCUCCUCGUCACUGACAAGUGGGUCCCACCCGAAAAUCGUAGUAGGAAUCAAUAGCCGCCGUCCGAUCCAACACUCGCGGCCCAGAUGGAGGCCCGAGAAGAUGUAUCGAUGUAACAAUAGGGAAAUUAGCAGAAAGGACCCAGAGAAAGUUGUAUAUUAAUAGUGGGUUAAAAUGGGAUCGGAGAAGAAAUCUCCGAAUCCCCUUGUGAGCAUUUUCUGACUGUUAGAUCAACAUCCGACGGUGCAUACCACGAGAGCUGGUUCAGUUGUACAAGAAAUACUACAAAUUCUCCAUUAGCAUUCCAAACAAAUUCUUAAUUAAUUUUAUAUAUAAAUGAGUCGUUUGGGAAAGAAUUUUUGAAGGAAUAGAAAUGUGAGUACGGAAAUUCCUCAA
This is a messenger RNA of Oryza sativa Japonica Group (Japanese rice), 3114 nucleotides long. RefSeq names its product potassium channel AKT3. Gene Ontology annotation, cellular component: membrane. The record is from RefSeq and is a predicted model, not a curated record. Gene Ontology annotation, molecular function: protein binding; voltage-gated potassium channel activity. Gene Ontology annotation, biological process: potassium ion transport; transmembrane transport. Lineage: Eukaryota; Viridiplantae; Streptophyta; Magnoliopsida; Poales; Poaceae.